CCUUGCCAGCGCGGAUGCGUCUUGUGGCUGACGGUUUCCCGCACCGCCACGCGACUCGGGACGGGCCAGGCUCCACACCCGGGAAAUGCGGGAGUGGAGUGUGGCGCUUUAGACUUCCAAGGGGGCGUGGGGGAUCAUGCGAGAUGAGUAAAGGAAGAUAUGGACUCGAGGCAUAACCAAGUAUGUAUACAGCGCGCACCAAGGCCGUACCCUCAGAGAGCAUGCUCACCGCUGUGGUGGGCUACUUUUCUCGCGAUUAACUCAUCCUGGAGGUGACGAUUCCAUGGCGCAGCCGUGAUGUUACUAAUCCAACUCGAACCACACUACAUCUCACGAAACCCCCUCACUAGGGAUGCACGGAAUAUCGGCCGAGGACCUUACCAGUAGGGCGAAAGGGUGCGCAGCGGUUCGUCGGUACU
Messenger RNA from Neohortaea acidophila, 419 nucleotides. RefSeq lists its product as uncharacterized. NCBI's taxonomy places the organism in Eukaryota, Fungi, Ascomycota, Dothideomycetes, Mycosphaerellales, Teratosphaeriaceae. Bases 15 to 176 code for a protein of 53 amino acids. The transcript has a single exon. The record is from RefSeq and is a predicted model, not a curated record.